AUGACCAGCCAAUCAUCGGCCAAUUCAUCGUCAAAUAGUCUACUAUCAGACACAACCAAGUCAAUAACAUCACCUCUACGCAAACAAAGAUUCGAUGAUAGAUCUCUAACCAAAACAAGUUUGGCAUUGAUGUCAUACCAAUCCAUGACCUCUUUACAAUCACCUUCUCCAAUAGCAGACAACAACCAAUCAGACCAGAUUACCAACAUAUUCAAAUGGCUGGAAAUGAAUCAUUUAUCACAGUUGCUUCCGCUGGACUCUCCGUCCCAUCUAUUGGAAGCAACAUCAAUCUACAUUGCCUUAUCCACACCCCAAGGUAUUGCAAUAUUCACCUACGACCAAAAACUAGAGUGUAUGCUAACCACACAUGAAUCAAUACCAGCUAGUAAUAUCACCUGCAUGACUUUCUCGUCGGAUUCUACAUUUCUUGCAGCUGGGUUUACAUCUGGCCAUAUAAUACUAUGGGACAUGAAUGGAGACAGAAUACCGAGUAAUAGCCAUCAAACGAUCCUGCCAUACUACACAAUCAAUCCAAUAACACUCUCAUCACGAUUCACAAAAAACAUUCACGGUCAUAUAAUAAACACGAAAGUCACGUCUCUCUCAUUCAUUUCCAACCUGAUAUCGCGACUAAUAUCGGUAGACGACUCUGGAUUAGUGUUUUAUCACAAUGGUGUUAAGAAGUUCAUGAAUGUUCAUUUCACAUGUCAGAAGAUACUUGGCCGGAACGAUGCAAAUAUAAGCGAUGAGAAAUUCAAGAUCUUACAGUGUGAAAUGUUACCCUGGGGUAAUUCCCAACAAAUCACCGAUCAAAUGGGGGUAGUUGCAUUGAUGACACAUACGCUCGUGUUGAUUAUUUCCACGAGCAGUUUAAAUUCAAAAAUUCCUAAAGUUAAACAGCAUUUCAAGAUUGGCAAGUCCAAUUUAGUGGGCGAUUCUCCCGAAUUACAUACCACCCUCAGUUGGUUUCCAUGCAUGGAAGUGGACGGUAAAGUGAACAAUGCUAGAUUGGCCUAUAGUUAUAAUAACGUGUUGACUAUACUCGAACUUGACAAUUCAUCAUUUCCUGACAACUUUCUCAAGGUGGUCAACGAUUUGAAAGACAAGGACAAAGCGAUUCAACAAUUGCCAUUUAGAAAACAAUGUCGAUGGAUAAACCAGGGAGUUGUAAGUUUCAUGAAAUGGGUAUCAAAAGACAUACUUUGUGUGGUAACUGCAAAUACUUUGGUAUCAUUAUAUUAUAAUGGUAAAUCACUUAAGCCCGUUAGCGUUGACAAUCUUGACUUCACAAUAAGAAAUAUGAUACAAUUCAAGAAUAGACUAUUGGUAUCAACCAGUUUGAUUAAAUUAUUCAUGGGGAAACCGUUAACUUGGGCAGAUAUUCUCCUAGAAAAACUAGCAAAGGGGGACUACCAUCAAGCAUUAACAUUAGCUAACAAUUACUACAAUUCUACAAACAAUGGCAAAUUAGUAUUAGUUGGAUUACCGAAAGAUCAAACUCAACGAGCACUACUUAUUCAACCAUACCUUGAACGAAUAAUGAAAGAGUCGUUGCCCUAUUUAUUCAAAGAAGAAGACCACAGUUAUUUAACUGUGUAUUUCAAUAUCAUUGCGUAUAUCGGAGGUUAUGACAUCCUCGAAAACUUAUAUGAGGUUGUACCAGACGCUGAAUUCUUUAAUACACUAGAACCAUUCAUCCAAUCAGGUUCAAUAAUUUCAUUACCCCCAUUAGUGCUCAAACGAUUAGUGGAACAUUAUGUGGCUAUAGAGAAAGGAGACAUACUUACUGAAUUGAUAUGUACACUUGAUAUUAGGACCUUGGAUAUUGAUUUAACAAUCCUGUUGUGUAAGCAAUUUGAAUUGCGAGAUUGUUUGGUUUAUGUGUGGAAUUUUAUACUACAUGACUAUGAGACUCCCUUGAUUGAAUUCAUACUUGAUUUCUCUAGUUUACUGCGAGAUGAUCAAUUGAGUGCAUACACCUAUAUGUCAUACAUACUUACUGGAAGACAAUACCCUACGGAUAGGUUUAUACCAAUAGAGUCUGCCACUAGAGCAAAACAGUCAAUAUGUGAUAUAUUAUUUUCAAGUACAUUAGUCACACGACAAGAUAACUUGAUUGAGACAGAUAAUGAUUCAAGUUUCCCAUAUUUGUAUACGUUCCUCAAGGCCAACUCAUUUGAAAUGCUUUCCACAAUGAAUGAAUUCUUUGAAGAUCCUUACCUUAAUGAAAGCACACUAACGAGACAAUAUUUAACCGAGGCAUUGCUAGACGUAUAUGAGAUGAAUGAUGAACUUACAACCUGGGAUAAUAUCCAGCUUGCAAUUUUCAUUGGACGAAACUACCCCAAGUAUUCUCAAUUUCUUCGACUUUCUGAAUCAACCAUUACUGAUAUGUUUGAUGUGCUUUGUUCAGCUGAUGAUGUGAGCAUUCGACAAGAUUGUGAAUUGGCGUUGGCCAGUUUAUUACCGUUUGUGCCUGAUGAUGGGCUCAUUAUUGAUAAAAUUCGCGUGGCUAAGUAUUUCACGGUGUUAAUAAACGUAUAUAAAUCCAAAGGGGAAUAUUCGAAAGCGUUGGAAGUAUGGUUGGACAAAGAGCAUGACGAUGAUAACGAGUCUGUGGCACAGCUUAUCGAGAAUGGAUUCAUGUUGAGCAAGAAUGCCCAUGAUCGAGUAAACUUGAUUCGAUUGUUGCGACAGGAGUUUGUCCGGUUUGUCGCCAUGGACUUGAUUAUGUUUUGUAAUGUAGUGGAGAUUUACUGUCCUCUGGUUCAUAACGAAGUGUUGAAUAUCAAGGAUGAUGCAUUAGCUUACAAUUACUUGAAGGUGUUGUUUGAAAAGAGAAGUGAUUUAGAGUAUGAGUAUGUGGUGAGAUAUCUUGAAUUAAUAUGUUUGUUUAAUCGCGAUCAUGUGUUUGAAUAUGUCAACGAGUACAAGAAAACCAUGAAUGAUCAUCGUGAACAAUGCAUGGAGAUUCUUAAGGAUCAUGUUGAUGGACAAGCUUUGUUAAUGGUUAGUCGAGGUGAGUAUACUCAGGCUGAAGAGAUAUUACUACAGCAAAUGGCAAAGAUAACACCAUCACUUGAAUCUGAUGAAUCAGUACGGAGCGAAUUUAAUCAUUUAUUACAGUAUAUCAUCAAGAUAUGCGAUGAUGCACAUGACAAUGAAGAACUUUGGCUUGAAUUAUUACAUCAAUUGGUUGAUAUGUCGAAUUCAGAGUCUACUUAUAUUCACGACUUUAUUAACACUUGUAUUCACGAUUGUUUCCGUUACAUCAGUGAUAAUAGCAAAUCCAAACAACAACAGCUUGUUAUAUUUAAUCGGUUCCUCGAGCAGUACUCGUCAACUGAUAAGAUUGCCACAUUGUCAAACAUUAGAGGAGUAUUACAGCAAGUCUUUAUAUCUUACAGUUAUGAGAGCGAAAUGUUAAACAUAUCACUAAAGAUGAUCAAUGGCGACAUUUACAAGAAUUCUCAAAUCAUCAAAGCUAACAAAUUAAAAGGGUGGAAUAUUAUUUGCAAAAAUUGUAGCAGCUGUGGUAAAGUUAUGUGGGGUAGUGGAGGCUACAAUUUAGACGAUCAUAUCUUAGCAUGGGAAGCUCGACAAUGGAGUAAAGCCCAUGAUAUCGAAUUAGAGGAUAAAGAGAAGUUUCAUCAUUGUGAACUUAUUUUUUUCAAAUGUGAACAUGGUUAUCAUAUGAAAUGUUUAGAGAAUCUUGGGGCAAAUGAUGAGAAAUAUUGUGUAAUUUGUGAGUAA
This is a messenger RNA of Spathaspora passalidarum NRRL Y-27907, 3753 nucleotides long. It is a transcript of the gene VPS8, whose product is annotated as CORVET complex membrane-binding subunit. The transcript has a single exon. The coding region runs from base 1 to 3753 and encodes 1250 amino acids. Lineage: Eukaryota; Fungi; Ascomycota; Pichiomycetes; Serinales; Debaryomycetaceae. Gene Ontology annotation, cellular component: HOPS complex; late endosome. Gene Ontology annotation, molecular function: protein binding. Gene Ontology annotation, biological process: endosomal vesicle fusion; protein targeting to vacuole. The record is from RefSeq and is a predicted model, not a curated record.